Clarias gariepinus (North African catfish) is the source of this 2361-nucleotide messenger RNA. Its product is annotated as zona pellucida sperm-binding protein 4-like. Gene Ontology annotation, molecular function: acrosin binding; structural constituent of egg coat. The coding region runs from base 1 to 1533 and encodes 510 amino acids. Gene Ontology annotation, biological process: prevention of polyspermy; binding of sperm to zona pellucida. The record is from RefSeq and is a predicted model, not a curated record. Gene Ontology annotation, cellular component: egg coat. NCBI's taxonomy places the organism in Eukaryota, Metazoa, Chordata, Actinopteri, Siluriformes, Clariidae. The transcript is spliced from 11 exons.
AUGGCAACAAAAACAGUCAAAAUUUUAAUGCUAUGUUGCAUUGAGUUGUUUAUAGUGAAAGCAUUUAAAGAGGACAGUUUCAUGACUGAUUUCUUUGAUUCUAUGUACCAAAAUAAUGAAAAGCUUAAUGAAGAUGUAUAUGUGCAGUCUGUAGACCCUAUUCAAGAGGCUCCGCUCAGACAGCACCAGAACUAUUCUUUCUUUUGUGAUAAAGAUGCUGUCAAAGUAGUAUUGCUCUCAAGUCCUGUUUCUGUGGUGAAGGUUUUAGCUUUGUCAGGAUUAUCCAUUCCGGACCAAGCUCUAGAAACAGCGAAAGAAUGUGUCUACUCUGUAACAAAGGAAAGAAAGCUUUAUGUUCUUUGGAUCAGCUUCUCUGGCUGCCAUGUCACUGCUGAGGAGGGCAGAUUUACUCUGCAAGUGCUGUAUCGUAAUAAUGUGGGAUCUGCUGAGGUUGUAAAAGUGUCCUGUGAUGCUAGCUCAGACAUGGCACUGCAAAAAGUCCGGGUUCCUCGUUCAAAUGGGGAAGAAGACUGUCUACAAGCUUUAGGGCCAGGUAUAACCACUCAUCAGAAGCUGCCUCAGAUAUAUACAAAACCAGGCUGUGACAUUCCUAUUAACCAAAGGUUGCCCUGUGGGCCUCCUGAAACCACAGCUGCUGAGUGCAUAAACAAUGGAUGUUGCAUGGACAAGACUAAUUCCUCUUGUUACUACCCAAUGGAUCAAUGUACACCUGAUGGGCAUUUUGUGUUUACUGUACAUUUUAAUGUCACCACCAUCCCUGUGAGUGCCACAAGUUUACAUGUGGCAUCCGUGGACCCUUGUAAACCUAUUCUUGUUACUGAUGAUUUUGCCACCUUCAAGUUCUCUGUGUCUGAAUGUGGGACAAAGAGUUAUAAUAUUGGCGACACCACAGUUUACAUGGCUGAGGUGCGAACAGCCGUCAGAGCGCACAAGCUCAAGUACAGCGUCAUUACCAGAGAUCACCCUGUCAAGCUAAUGGUCGAGUGUCGCUACUCAAAGAUCAGUCCAGCAAUGAUGAGGGCAACUGCUGGCUACAUGGUGAUGAGCCCAAGCAUGCCAGCCUCUGUGCGGUCUGGUGGACUAUAUGGUGUUCAGCUCAGGAUUGCAGAUGAUGAGACUUUCUCUUCAUUCUUUGCCCAUGGUCAUCUGCCUUUAAAGGUUCUCCUGGGUAAACCGUUGUACCUGGAGGUGCGAUUAAAUUCCCCAAAACCUGAGGCCACACUGGUGGUAAACUACUGUGUGGCCUACACACAAUCUGCUAGAAAUGCAUUGGUUCUGCUCUAUGAAGGGUGUCCCAACCCUGAUCUUUACUCUGCACAGUCUUCAUUUCUCCAUGUGCUGGACCUGCCACAAACUCCUCACCAGCGUCGCUUUAUGGUGGCAGCAUUCCAGUUCAUGAAUGUGACCACUCAAAAACACAUCAACGAAGAGAUUUACUUUAUGUGCUCCACUGAAGUGUGUAUGCCUUCAGACAUUCCAUGUCCCAAGACAUGCUUUGACGGGAAGGCAUAACUACUACUUCCCAUUCAAAAGUGGACUUAAUUUAAACUUGCAAUGUGUUAAAUAUUAAAGCUUAAUUUUUAAAUUCAUGUGACCUUACCUUGAUCAUGUUGCAUAGUGUCAAAGCUUUAAAUUGAGCUUCAAGUAGUAAGUAGUUCAGGAUGCUCCUGUUAAAAUUAGGCAGUUUUCUGUUUGGUCCCGUCCAUGUGGUUUAUGAAGAUUGCUUCAUGGGUGUAAUUUACUGCUGACUUGUUCCCAAAGCACAAGAACGGCAAUUUCCACAUUCUAUUAACUUUGGAAAGACUUCUAUUACAGCUCUUGUGUACCACUUAGAGUAAUUUCUAUUCUUAACUGAUGUAGUUUUUUUUCCUCUCUUGAGUAACCACUUGGCGGCACGGUGGUGUAGUGGUUAGCACUGUCGCCUUGCACCUCCAGGGUCCUGGUUCGAUUCCUGGCCAGGCUCGAUUCCAGUCUCUGUGUGUAUGAUGUUCUCCCCGUGCUUGGUGGGUUUCCUCCGACAAUCCAAAGAUUGCAGGUUAGGCUAAUUACCGUUCCUAAAUUGUCCAUAGUGAAUGGUAGAUCUAUGAUAGAUUGACAUCCUGUCCAGGGUGCACCCCGCCUAGGUCCCAGUGACCCUAAAUACAGGAUAAAGUGGUAUAGAAGAGGUAUGAUUGAGUUAUCACUUUGAUAGCAUUCUGAUCCUGUUCGAAGCAGAACUGAAAAAUCUUUUUAAAAAACUUGCUGCCCAGGUCUCUGAAGUCAUACAAGACCUGAAACUCCACUGAUUUUUGCCAAAGAAAUUCUUUGGCAAACAAAAGUUCUUUUGCAAUCAAAGUUUAC